Messenger RNA from Loa loa (African eye worm), 234 nucleotides. Its product is annotated as zinc finger protein. The record is from RefSeq and is a predicted model, not a curated record. The transcript has a single exon. The annotation marks the transcript as partial. Lineage: Eukaryota; Metazoa; Nematoda; Chromadorea; Rhabditida; Onchocercidae.
AAAAGCGAACUCAUGAGUGUCCACAUGUCAGAUGUGCUUUUCACACGAACAGUCGCAAAGAAUUUAGAAAACACUGGAAAACGCACAAGAAACCAUUUAUUUACGAAUGUAGAGAACCCAAUUGUAGAAAACAGUACAAUCAAAGCUCAUCAUUUUACUCUCACAAGGAAAAACAUCAACCUAAACCUCAAUGCGAAAAUUGCAACAGAUCCUUCAGCUGCAAGGGCAGCUUGA